Molecule: messenger RNA, 1152 nt
Organism: Talaromyces proteolyticus
Lineage: Eukaryota; Fungi; Ascomycota; Eurotiomycetes; Eurotiales; Trichocomaceae
Exons: 1
Coding region: 1-1152 (383 amino acids)
Biological process (GO): aflatoxin biosynthetic process; regulation of DNA-templated transcription
Cellular component (GO): nucleus
Molecular function (GO): DNA binding
Source: RefSeq, a predicted model, not a curated record
AUGCCACACUCUCAAGACAUAGCGUUGCCCAUGGAUCUAGAUAUGAACCACAGUCCAUUAAUGACGGAUCAUCAAAAGACACCAAGUAGCAGUGAUAUCCACUAUGACUUAGAAGACGAAUUAUUUCAAUUUUCUCAAGUUACUGCCGGUUCUUCAUCGCUCGCAUCUUUUCCGAACAUAUCAAGUGAAUCAUCGUCCGAAGCGGCUUUUCAGUCAAACAUGACUGGCUCUGAAUUUGAGAAUGGCAGUUAUCAGAGCGCCGAAAACUUCUUUUCAGCCUCAAGUGAUACAUUUCCUCAUAUAUUCGGUACUACAAAAUCUUACCAACGUCAUGUGCCUUGUUACCCUACGGAAGAUGUCCCUGAGACCAACAUUCUUAAAGCCAUACAACCAUGCACAAACCAAACGGAGUCCUGUAUGACCCAGGCAUUGAAAAUUUUUAAAAAUUUGCAUGUUCCUUCUACUCUUUGCUUGUCGGUUUGUGGCAAGGUCCCAUCUGCAACGAUGUCUUCACCACAAACAACGGAUUCUAUUCUUACUGCAAACAGACAAGCCAUCCAAGCAGUCUCCCGAAUCGUUAAUUGUACCUGUUCCCUCAACGUUCCUAUGCAGCUUGUUUUAGUCGCAAUAUAUAAUAAGCUAGUGGUCUGGUAUAAUGCAUUAUUGCCGGUUAAUUGCAACAAUGACCCUUUUCCCUCCAGAUCGUCUCCACUGGCAGCACAUUCCAGUGGCACGAAGGGAAGUACUAACUCUAUUCCAACUUUCGACCAAGAUGACAACCGUGAAGAUUACAGCAAAUUCGUUGUUAAUCAGCCACUCUUGAUGGGUGAAUAUGUUUUCGAACCUUCAUUAGAAAACAAGUUACGAGUGCAGGUAGUUCAGAGCGAACUCAAAAUGAUGAAUUAUCUUAGGAAAAUACUUCACGAACGCAUCCAAGAGACCAGAUUAGAUACAUCGGCAUGUUAUAUCACACCAACCAGCACUACAAGCGAGGUCUCUAGUGACUAUUCGAACAAUUCCACCGAUAUCGGCUGUUCGGGUGCGGAAAUACAAAUUGACGAAGCAUCGUAUAAAGAUGUGGCUGCACAAAGCCUCGUCGCAUUUCUAGAACAACAACUUCAACAUACUAAUGAAGAUUCCCUGAUGAGAUGA